UUGAAGCCUGUUGGAUUCUUGUUGAAAUCUUCAUGGGCCUUUUGGACUUUUGAGAACUCUUGUUCUGGUUUCCUGAGCUUUGUUUAGUAGUUCAUGUUUUAUUUUGUAAUCAUGUUACUCUGGUUACGCGUUUUCUUGGCAGCAGCACCAUAGUCAUACUAGUAACAGUUUUACAGCCAGUAUGAACAAGAGGAACAAUUAACCUCUAACUUGAUAUGAAUUUAGGGCAUUUCCGAUCUUUUAUACUCUACUUGUGUGCACGUAUGCUUGUGUAUGUGCUGUACGUCUCUGUGGUUUUCACCUUAUUUGCUUUUCUGCGCAUGCACUCUUUGGUGCCAGUGAAUAAUGUAGGAGGCUUAUGAGAAAGUCUUAGGCCAGCUGUUAUACUUUUACACCAACAACUGAUCCUGGCUCAGGGUCCGCGACCAAAACUGUGGCUGGAACAUCAAUGGCUGGAGAUGGAGAGCUUGCCUGAGGCCUGCGAUGAGCAGGAGAGAGUAACCGGAGAGCACCUCGGAGUCACAGAGUGAAACUGGGCUGAUCAGGUGUCUGAGAAAGAAAAGAGCUGAAGGGGAGGAAGAAAGAUGGAGUCACUGGGCUGUGUGGAGGCACUGUAUGACUUUGUAGUGAUCAGGGUUGAAAAUGUAUUUAGCAUAUUUAUCUGAUACAAGAGGGAAACAUUUUGCAGAGUCUUGUCUUUACAGUGGCAGAGGUGAAAGGAGAAGCUGACAGGUAAAAACAGAGAAAAGGAGGGGAGAUCAGAGCGAAAAAGGAGCAAGUAGAGAGGAAAAGGGUUAAUAAUAAGGGAGGGAAUUAUAAAGCAGGGGUUGGAAAAGGAAAUUAAGGAAGAAAGGGGCCCCAAAACUAGUCUUCAGCAAGCUGAUUUUCUACUCUGGACUGGCCCUGCUCAGGACUAUAAGCCCUUCAGCCUGCCCAGGACUGAAUGGUCCAGGCAGGCCAAAGGUCCACUCCUUGCCUCUCAUGAAUGACUCCUCCUUGGAGAGAUAACCAGCUCUCCAGCCUCUCCGGGAUCCAGCUUCCUCUCUGUCCCGAUCUAAAGCCUCGCAGAGCUCUGGGAGACUCGACUCUUGUAGCCAGGUCAGAGGGAUCUGCAGCGAGAGAGGCUCAGAACUCAAGACAAAACUAACAGGAAACACACAGGCUCUUAUGAAGGUACACAAAACGGAAGCUACUAUGGAGAAUCAUGUCACACAGAUUUCCCGAGAGGACCUGGAAGAUCUCAGAGAGGCCUUUGAUAAAAUUGAUAUUGAUAAUAGCGGCUACGUGAGCGACUUUGAGCUUCAGGAGCUGUUCAGAGAGGCGAGUUUCUCCCUGCCGGGUUACAAGGUGCGAGAGAUCAUUGAGACCUUCAUAGCUGGAGACACCAACAAGGAUGAGAAGAUCAGCUUUGAGGAAUUUGUGUCCAUCUAUCAGGAGCUGAAGAGCAAGGAGUUCAGCGAGACGUUUAGGAAAACCAUCGCAAGGAGAGAUGGGAUCCGAUCUUUUGGAGGAACUUCAGGAAUCUCCAGCGAGGGAACGCAGCACUCCUACGCUGAUGAGGAGAAGGUGGCUUUUGUCAACUGGAUCAACAAAGCUUUGGCGAAAGAUCCGGACUGCCAGCAUCUGCUGCCCAUGAACCCUGACGAUGAAAGCCUCUUCACCUCUGUCCGCGAUGGCAUCCUAUUAUGCAAGAUGAUCAACCUGUCUCAGCCUGACACAAUUGACGAGAGAGUCAUCAACACGAAGAAACUCACCACCUUCAGAAUGACAGAGAAUCUGGUCCUCGCUCUGAACUCAGCCUCCGCCAUCGGCUGCACGGUGGUGAGCAUUGAUGCCCAUGAUCUAAUGGCUGGAAAACCCCAUCUGGUUCUGGGACUGCUCUGGCAGAUUAUCAAAGUUGGCUUGUUUGCUGAUAUAGAAAUCAGUAGGAACGAAGCUCUAAUUGGCCUUCUGAAAGACGGAGAACUGCUGGAACACCUACUGUCUCUCUCUCCUGAGGAGUUGCUGCUCCGCUGGGUCAACGAUCAUCUACGCAACGCAGGAACACAGACAAUCAGCAACUUCAGUGAAGACAUCAAGGACUCUCGGGCUUACUUCUACCUGUUGGACCAGAUAGCUUCCCAAGGAGAGAAUGACUUCAAAAUGAGUGUCAGAAUUGACAUGAGGGGCCUCAGUGAGCCCGAUUUGAAUCGAAGGGCUGAGCUGAUGCUGCAGCAGGCGGCCCUGCUGGACUGCAGACAGUUCGUUUCUCCUCAUGACGUCACAUCUGGAAACAGCAAACUCAACUUGGCCUUUGUGGCCAAUCUGUUCAACACGUAUCCUGCUCUGCAGAAAGCUCAGGUCAACACCAAUGGCUUAGAGACUGCACACAUAGAGGGUGAGUCCAGAGAAGAGAAAACAUUUCGCAACUGGAUCAACUCUCUGGGCGUCUCUCCUCACGUCAACCACCUGUACUGGGACCUGUGUGACGGCUUGGUGAUUCUGCAGCUCUAUGAGAGGGUUAAUGUGCCUGUGAACUGGAAGAAAGUCAACAACCCACCUUACCCUAUGCUGGGGGCAAAUAUGAAGAAGCUGGAGAACUGUAACUACGCUGUGGAGCUGGGCAGGAAUGUAGCUCACUUCUCUCUGGUUGGUAUUGGAGGAGAAAACCUGAACGAGGGGAGCACCAUGCACACUCUGGCACUGCUCUGGCAGCUGAUGAGGAGGUACACAGUGCUGGUUUUGUCAGAUUUGGGCCAUGGAGAAAAGGUUGGCGAUCAGAUCAUACUCAGCUGGGUCAACUCCACCCUGAGCGAGAAACGCAAGGACACACAGAUCAGCAGCUUCAAGGACAAACUGAUCAGCACCAGUUUGCCAGUAAUUGAUCUGAUUGAUGCCAUUGCUCCCAGUACUGUCAAGUGGGACAUGGUGAAGAGAGGAGAGAGAGGAGUUCUGAACGAUGCAGAUAAACUCAACAAUGCCAAGUAUGCGAUAUCAUUGGCCCGUAAGAUCGGAGCUCGUGUUUACGCGCUGCCCGAUGAUUUGGUGGAGGUGAAUCCCAAGAUGGUGCUGACAAUGUUUGCCUGCCUCAUGGGCCAUGGCUUGAAAAAGGCCAAACGCUGAAAAAAAUACAGACAUGAACAAACCUGGGAACCAACCACCAAUACUUUCAUUACAGCACUUUGUUUCCAUUUGCAUCUAUCUUUUUUCAUAUUUUUCUUAUCAUUGUAAUUCCUUUUUCUUUGACCUUUGACCUUGCUGACAUCACUCAACAGAGGCAUUUCUAUUCUGUUCAUGAAAACAGUAAACCCAUCUGAAGCUGAAAAUCAUUUCUCAUCAGCAAAGCCACUGCAUUUGUUUGUGAUUUUUAUACAACAGGCUCCUAAUUGUUCUGUGCUAUUUCAUAUUUAAUACAUUGCCUUCAUGUGCUUCUGCAAAAUGAGCAGGAACUACAGCAGAUGGAAAAGCAAAAUCAUACACACGUCCCUUCUUUCAGCAAUACUUUAAGUCUGUAAAUGUUGUGCAUUGAAUAUUGCUAUUUAAUUAUUAAAA
Molecule: messenger RNA, 3531 nt
Organism: Toxotes jaculatrix (banded archerfish)
Lineage: Eukaryota; Metazoa; Chordata; Actinopteri; Toxotidae
Product: plastin-1-like
Exons: 17
Coding region: 1168-3102 (644 amino acids)
Biological process (GO): actin filament bundle assembly; actin filament network formation
Cellular component (GO): cytoplasm; actin filament bundle; actin filament
Molecular function (GO): actin filament binding; calcium ion binding
Source: RefSeq, a predicted model, not a curated record